AUGAUUAGAAACAAGAAGUAUGUUCGAAAAAGUUCCUCACAAAAUCAUAAAACUUCAACUCAUUUACCAACUCAAGGAUGUUUUGGUUUAAAAUGUAAAGCUAUUACAGUUAAAGACGCCUAUGUCCAAUCUCGUAAUUCUGGGAGGUGGCGUCUGUUACUUUUGGGUGGUAUUUUGUUUUGUACGGUCGCUGUUUGUGUAAAUGCAGUAAAUGAUUUAUUGGGUGCUAGGUGCCUCCUACCAAGUAAUUAUUUAGUGUGGGAAGCUACACGUCCGAUAGCUGACUGUAGCUACUGUGCUCAUGUUACAGAACCCCUUAUAUUACAUAAUGUUACCAGAGAAAUAUUUAAAAAAUACGCCUAUUCUUCUAAACCUAUAAUUGUUAAGAAUUCAAUUGGACACUGGAGAGCUGUAAAGGAGUUUAAUUAUAAUUUGUUUAAAAAGUUAUAUGAUGAAACAGCUGGUAGUUAUGAAAGUUUGGAAGAGGGGUGCCAAUUUUUGAACUUUAAAAGUGACCUCUUUUCUUUGAAGGACGUUUUUUCUAUGACUACAGAAAGAGUGAAAGGUGGCCCAGGGCAAAAGCCCUGGUAUGUGGGAUGGGGAAACUGUCAUCAGGACAUUCUAAAAGAAUUAAGACAAUUUUAUGAAAUUCCUGAAUUUCUACCUGAAGAUGCAGAAUUUCCAGCCACAGAGAACAUAUUUAUGGGUUAUGAAAUUGGGGCUGUUAUGCAUUUAGACUACAUUGAAAGAUUAAUGUGGCAAGGUCAGUUACAAGGGACAAAGAUGUGGUCAAUAGCACCAGUACCAGAGUGUGAUCAUAAAUGCAACAAGUUCAGUUUCUAUGUUCAGCCUAAGGAUAUAGUUUUAUUAGACACAAGGAUAUGGUAUCAUGAAACUAGGAUUCUUAAAGGAGAAUUUUCUAUAACAGUGCAAUCGGAAUAUGGUUAA
This is a messenger RNA of Leptosia nina, 948 nucleotides long. Lineage: Eukaryota; Metazoa; Arthropoda; Insecta; Lepidoptera; Pieridae. The record is from the annotation of a GenBank genome assembly.